Messenger RNA from Nannospalax galili (Upper Galilee mountains blind mole rat), 1761 nucleotides. RefSeq names its product disintegrin and metalloproteinase domain-containing protein 24-like. Lineage: Eukaryota; Metazoa; Chordata; Mammalia; Rodentia; Spalacidae. Gene Ontology annotation, molecular function: metalloendopeptidase activity. Gene Ontology annotation, biological process: proteolysis; male gonad development. Gene Ontology annotation, cellular component: sperm head plasma membrane; external side of plasma membrane; plasma membrane. The record is from RefSeq and is a predicted model, not a curated record.
AUGGCUCUGGGUGAGGUGCUGGUACAUGUGAGGACCAUGCUCCUGAAGUUGUGCUUGAGAGUGUUGCUCUUUCUCUCUGUUUGGCCUCUGACUUGGUGUGCUGAAUAAUCCCCCCCAGAAGUGGUGAUACCCUUGAGGGUCACUGGCACUAAUGGAAACUCACACCCUAAAGGCUGGCUGUCCUAUAGCCUGCACUUUGGGGGCCAGAGACAUGUUAUCUACAUAAAGCUUAAUACAUUUUUGGUAUCCCAACACUUCUCUCUAUUCACUCACAGUGACCAAGGCAAUCUCCUUGAGAACCAACCUUUUGUCCAGAGUGACUGCUACUACCUUGGUUUUGUAGGAGACCUAGAGUACAUGGUUGCUCUUACCACUUGUUUUGGAGGCUUUAGAGGAACAUUACAGAUAAAUGACACAGCUUAUGAAAUCAAGCCCAAGAACUUUUCAUCCACAUUUGAGCAUUUGAUUUAUAUGAUGGACAGCAAGAAGACAGAAUUACCCGCCAUGAGAUAUGGAUUAACAGAAGAAGAAAUAGCAUGGCAAGUGAAGCUUGAAGAGAGCACUAACUCCACCCUGAUCCAAAGUGACUAUGGGAUAUGGUAGACUCACAGACGGUACAUUGAGCUGCUCUUGGUUGUAGACCAUGGACGAUUCCUUUCUAGAGGAAGUAAUACUUCACUUGUGAUGCAAGAUAUAUUCAUCUUUAUGAAUAAAAUAAGUUUCUUAUUCUUUCCAGUGGAUGUUAAUGUUGCUCUAGUUGGACUUCAGAUCUGGAAUAAUGGCAACCCUAUGGAAAUUAAAAAGAUAUAUAAUCUCUUGCCACACCUGCCAAUUGAGAAUUUCCAUAGGCCACAUGAUAUUGCACACCUUUUUGUACAUCAUAAUUUUAAGAAGUAUUUUGGCAUAGCCUAUGUUGGAACAAUAUGCAAUUCGACUUUUGGUUGUGGAGUUGAUAGUCUCCUGGGAGAGAAUUUCUUUGACUUUGGACAAAUUGUGGCACAUGAAAUAGGUCAUAAUUUUGGCAUACCACAUGAUGGGAGAUUUUGUACAUGUGGGACAGGACCAUGUGUAAUGGCUCUAACAGCAAACCAUUCCAGGAAUUUUAGCAAUUGUAGUUAUGCUGUGUUGUGGACAACUGCUGCCAAAACAAGCUGCAUAUACACCCCACCUGACCCUUUGGAUGGGAAUGGUGUGGUUGAACAAGGAGAGGAGUGCAAUUGUGGAUCCUCCAUAUUGUGUGAAGAAGAUCCGUGCUGUCUGCCAGGCUGCACUUUGAAAUCGGGAGCACUCUGUGCUUCUGGGCUUUGUUGCUAUGAAUGCAUCUUGCCACCAGGCACUCUGUGUAGACAAGAGGACAAUGAAUGUGACCUUCCAGAGUGGUGCAAUGGAACGUCACAUGAGUGUCCUGAAGAUGUCUACGUGCUGGAUGGGAGCCCUUGCAGGGGUGAUGGCUACUGCCAUGAAAAGAGAUGUAAUAACCACGAUGAACAGUGUCAAAGAACUUUUGGUGAGGAAGCCAGGAGUGCACUGGAAGGAUAAACCAUCAAGGAGAAAGAAGAGUCCAGCAUUUCAAACCGAUGCAAACUAGGCAAAUCUAAUGAAUUGUGAAAAUAAUCCCAACAUUUAAUGAAAUUUUCCAUGCAGUAAGUUUUAGUGGCCUGGCAGGAGAAAUGUUAAUGUAUGUGUCUGUGUGUCAGAAAUCACAGAUAUACAAUCCCAGUGAUCUAUAAUGGCUCAGAAUAAUAUGAUAUUACCAUUCAA